Messenger RNA from Benincasa hispida (wax gourd), 2351 nucleotides. RefSeq names its product dicarboxylate transporter 1 (gene DIT1). Lineage: Eukaryota; Viridiplantae; Streptophyta; Magnoliopsida; Cucurbitales; Cucurbitaceae. Gene Ontology annotation, biological process: transmembrane transport. Gene Ontology annotation, molecular function: transmembrane transporter activity. The record is from RefSeq and is a predicted model, not a curated record. Gene Ontology annotation, cellular component: membrane.
CCUUCCUGACCUCACAUGUCAGAUCUCAUUCCCUCUCUUCAACUAAAAGAACAUUCCACCAAUUACCUACUGCCACGUAGACUUCCGUCUCUCUCAUUGGCUGCAACUUCCUCCACGUCAUCCAAUGGAUUCUAUUUAGAAUCACCACGUGGUUCGCUCUCCCUGUUCGAAAACUCCGCCGCAUUAACCAACUCCGGCGGAUCCUUCGAAACUAACUCUUCACCUUUUUUCCAUCUUCGGUCGGAUCGUAGUUCUUCAAUCGAAAUCCCCGUCGUCGGAUUCCUGUCCAGUAGUAGUCGCUUUUCGCUUUCAAAAUCUCGACGGCCAUCGGAAUCUUCUUUUUCUACCGUCGUCGCCGUCGCAUUAGAUCAGGACUGUUUAAUGGCGUCACUGGCGCUUACUUCCUCAUAUCUCCCUUCUCUCCGGUCGCGUCUUCCGAAAUCUGAAUCUAAUGCUCAAAUUCGUUGCUCAUCUCUCCGUUCCAGUCUUACCAAAACCGCCAUUUUCGGUAGCGGCGUCAGAACUAGCUUCCGCAUUCCGUCUUCUAUAUCCAAUGAAGCUAAAUCCGUUAAACCAGCUCUAAAUUUCGGAAGUUCUCGUGGAAAUCUCGGUGGUUUUAUUGUCCGAGCGUCUUCUUCUUCUGCUGCUGCUGCGGUUCCGGCUCCGGCUCCGGCUCCUCAGCCAUGGCAAGGUGCGGCGAUUAAGCCGCUUAUUGCUUCGAUUGCUACAGGUAUCAUUCUGUGGUUUGUUCCAGUGCCAUCCGGUGUUUCUCGAAACGCGUGGCAAUUGCUUGCGAUUUUCCUCGCGACCAUCGUUGGGAUUAUUACUCAACCCUUGCCUCUUGGUGCUGUUGCUUUGCUGGGACUUGGUGCUUCUGUUCUGACUAAAACCCUAACCUUCUCUGCUGCUUUCUCUGCAUUCGGUGAUCCCAUCCCAUGGCUCAUCGCUCUUGCCUUCUUCUUCGCUCGAGGGUUCAUUAAGACUGGACUUGGUAAUCGAAUUGCUUAUCAAUUUGUUUCUCUAUUCGGUAGUUCGUCGUUAGGGUUAGGGUAUAGUUUAGUAUUCAGUGAGGCCUUGUUGGCACCGGCAAUUCCUUCGGUGUCAGCCAGAGCAGGAGGGAUAUUCCUUCCACUGGUUAAAUCGCUUUGUGUUGCUUGCGGUAGCAAUGUUGGUGAUGGGACGGAGAACCGGUUGGGAGCUUGGUUGAUGCUCACUUGCUUUCAAACUUCGGUGAUUUCAUCAUCCAUGUUCUUGACGGCUAUGGCUGCUAAUCCUCUGAGUGCGACUCUGACGUAUAACACGAUUAAGCAGACGAUUGGAUGGACAGACUGGGCUAAAGCAGCCAUUGUUCCAGGAUUGAUCUCCUUGAUUGUGGUGCCAUUGCUUUUAUAUGUGAUUUAUCCGCCCACGGUGAAGAGCAGUCCAGACGCACCAAAGCUUGCCAGAGAGAAAUUGGAAAAGAUGGGACCAAUGACCAAGAAUGAGAUUAUAAUGGCUGGAACUCUGCUUCUCACGGUGGGGCUUUGGGUUUUUGGAGGGGUUCUUAAUGUGGACGCUGUUACCGCUGCUAUUUUGGGGUUGUCCGUCCUUCUUGUGACCGGGGUUGUGACAUGGAAAGAGUGCUUGGCAGAAGCUGUUGCCUGGGACACUCUAACAUGGUUUGCUGCACUCAUUGCAAUGGCAGGGUAUCUCAACAAAUAUGGUCUCAUCGCCUGGUUCAGCCAAACUGUAGUGAAGUUUGUUGGCGGCCUAGGUCUUUCAUGGCAGCUCUCUUUCGGCAUUUUAGUUCUUCUCUAUUUCUACUCCCACUACUUCUUUGCAAGUGGAGCUGCUCAUAUAGGCGCGAUGUUUACAGCCUUCUUAUCUGUUGCUAGUGCUUUGGGGACUCCCCCCUACUUUGGAGCAAUUGUACUUUCCUUCUUAUCUAAUCUGAUGGGUGGCCUAACUCACUACGGCAUUGGGUCAGCCCCUGUUUUCUAUGGUGCUAACUAUGUUCCUCUUGCUCAAUGGUGGGGCUACGGGUUCCUCGUAUCUGUCGUCAACAUCAUUAUCUGGCUCGGCGCUGGGGGAAUUUGGUGGAAGGCCAUUGGUUUAUGGUGAAGCAACUGAUCUAAACCAAUAUUAAACCACCCUUAAUUUGUCAAUGUCUCAAGGUGCAAUUUUCUUCCUAGGCCUUUGAGGCAGCUGGUUGCUGAUUCUCAUUUUUGUUUUUAUAUUUAUUAUUUUCAAAUCACAAAUGAAUCCUUUAGUGACAUCAACGAGAUUGUAAUCUGAAAAACUACAGAAGAUGUUACUCGAGAUAAAAGUUUACUUUUACCAGAAUUUUGACUUUGCAGAUUCAUUGCCUUCAA